Molecule: messenger RNA, 825 nt
Organism: Neoarthrinium moseri
Lineage: Eukaryota; Fungi; Ascomycota; Sordariomycetes; Amphisphaeriales; Apiosporaceae
Exons: 2
Coding region: 1-825 (274 amino acids)
Source: RefSeq, a predicted model, not a curated record
AUGUCGGGGCCUGUAGCUUCGUUUUCGAAGGGUGAUGCGCAAGUCCCUCCCAUCAUUCCUCCACGGCCGCCUUCGUCGCUACCUGCAACCCCGGUAGUGGCAUUGGAGUUCGCCUCCAUUUCCAUGCACAUGGGAGACAGGCUCCGCCUCCUGGGGUUCGACUCGGCCGUCCAUGACCUGAUCCGGGUUGUCAUCAAACAGCACUGGAGCAAAGGCCUGCGCCGCGAGAGAGACUACCACGGGUCCCACGAGUUCCACUUCUACGGCCGACCAUGGUACUCGCAUGCAAUACACCCCAUCGAAUCGAGACGGCUGAUGAACAGGAUUUUGGAGGCAUUAUUCAAUUGCGGAUGGAUCAUGUCACUCAACACCAAUGUCACCACCAAGGUACUAGAUGUUGAUACACUCAUCUUCCACCAUCAGUCACCUCAGCCCGAGCCCCACGACUGGAUGUGCAUCGGCUUUACCAGCGGUGACUGCCUCCGCUUCAUCGACGCCCCAGAAGACGUUGUGCAGGCCACGAUCAACGACUUUCAGACCGACGGGACCCUUAAGACUGACGUACCUCGCCCCUGGAGUGGCUCGCAUGAAGUCAAGGUGGCGAGAUAUCCAUGGUUCGCUCAUGGAAGCCAGGCAGUGAUGUGUCGGCUGAUUGUGCUGCGGCUGCUCGGUGUGCUCAAGAGACAUGGGUGGUCGGUGUACGCAAGCGUCAACCAGAGGAAGCAGAAGGGUUCACUGACACACCAUGAGGGGAACUCGGAUACGUGGCACUGCUGUCGGAGAAAAGGCUGGGUGUCAGGUCAAGCGAGCGCCUCUACUUUCUAA